Messenger RNA from Centruroides sculpturatus (bark scorpion), 1326 nucleotides. RefSeq lists its product as uncharacterized. NCBI's taxonomy places the organism in Eukaryota, Metazoa, Arthropoda, Arachnida, Scorpiones, Buthidae. The coding region runs from base 1 to 1326 and encodes 441 amino acids. Gene Ontology annotation, molecular function: nucleic acid binding; RNA-DNA hybrid ribonuclease activity. The record is from RefSeq and is a predicted model, not a curated record. The transcript has a single exon.
AUGCUUCAGUCCAGCAUUUCCAGGGAUCAUAACGUGCUCAUUCAGGGGUACGUGGAUGACACAGUACUCCUGAUGAGCCACUUUAACCAUGAGAUAUUACAACAAACGGUAAACAAAGUACUUGGCAACAUAUUAAACUGGAGCGAGAAGAUGAAACUCAAAAUUAACUAUAAUAAGUGCAACGUAAUUGUUUUUUCCAAGGCCAAUCCCCUAAAGAAAGGACCCAGUAUUAAAUUUCAGAACAUAAAAAUUAAGAACGUUACUUCAGUGAAAUACCUGGGUAUAUUGAUCGACCACAGGCUCAACUGUACUGAGCAUGUGUAUUAUAUCUACCAAAAGGCUACCAAGAUUACCAAUGCUCUAAAAUCGAUAUGCAGGAACCACCGGGGGUACAGCCCAUCCUCUAGCAGGAUACUGUACACUGCUGCAAUAGAGCCGGUCAUUCUCUACGGGGUGGAGAUAUGGAGCUCUUCUGCACUCAGAGUGCACAUCAAGAGGAAGCUUCUUUCCAUUCAAAGGUUGUCAGCUAUCUCUAUAGCUAAGGCAUAUAAGACCGCUCCUACUGAGGCUCUUCUUGUAUUGUGCAACCUUUUACCUAUCGACCUCAAGGUCCGUGAGGCUUUCAUCAGGUAUAACAUCUUCAAAUUGACUGAUAAUAAGAUCACCUCCAGCCAAUUUAAUCAGAUGGUCUCCAACGACAACUUCAGCAAGGAUAUACUCAGCAUAGGCAAACUCGCCCUCACAAAUGGUAUUGAAAAAGUGUAUGAUGCUCCUCCAAUUCACUCUGGUUUUUCUAUUCAGUAUGACACCAACACUACCAUCACCAACAACUCUUCUAUUAGAAUCUUCAUCGAUGGUUGUAAGAGUGACACGGAUGUUGGCUGUGCCUUUGUCGCCUACAAGAGGCAUCGUCUCCACCAGCUGCAAAGGAGGCUUGCCUCGCAUUGCACAAAUAACCAGGCUGAGUCUCUGGCCAUUCUAUUCGCCCUACAAUGGAUUAAGAAUAAUUGUCAGCUCCUUAUGGUCAACAACUUCCACAUAUUCAGUGAUAGCAGAAUAGCUAUUCAGCAGCUCAUGAAGCUUAAUAACUGCCUCCACAUCGUUAAUGAGAGCCUCAACACCAUCAUUGCUCUGCAAAGCAUUAAUGUCAAUGUGUCUUUUCACUGGGUUAAGGGGCACUCGGGAAUUGUCGGCAAUGAGAGGGCUGACCUUCUUGCCCGCUCUGCACCAAUGACUAAUGGACUUGUCUCCUACAACAAGCUUAGCCUCACGCAUAUCAAGCACAGUAUCCACAGUAUCAUGCUGAACUCCUGGCAACAAAGGUGA